This is a messenger RNA of Orcinus orca (killer whale), 3481 nucleotides long. RefSeq names its product ankyrin repeat domain 13B (gene ANKRD13B). Gene Ontology annotation, molecular function: protein binding. The record is from RefSeq and is a predicted model, not a curated record. Bases 473 to 2362 code for a protein of 629 amino acids. The transcript is spliced from 15 exons. Gene Ontology annotation, cellular component: cytoplasm. NCBI's taxonomy places the organism in Eukaryota, Metazoa, Chordata, Mammalia, Artiodactyla, Delphinidae.
CUCUCUCCCCCGCAUCCCCGCAUCCCUAGCCGACCGCUCGGGCUGAGGGCCGGGCUAUGCAGCUGCGGGCGCGCGUCCCUGCGGCGGCGGUGGCGGCGUCCCUGGGGCCCUCGCCCCGUGCGCCUCCGCGCCCGCUGCGGGCGCCUGCUCCCUCGGCCGAGCAGCGUCUUUGUACGCGGGGGUGUGGGAGGCGAGGCGCGAGUCCGCGCCGCGCCGCCGAGUGCCCGCGCCCUCUCCGGGCGGGUGGGGGCCUCUCCGCGCAGCCCGCCGCCUCGCGAGGACGCCCGCGGCCCGCGCCGCCCGCACCGUUCCGGGCGCGCCACCCCCGCCCGCCGGCGCCGCUAGCACAUGCCCGAGCCGCAGCCCUGCGAGCAAGCAGCGCUGGCCCCCCGCCCCGCGGCUCCGGGCCCUGGCUCUGGCGCGGUCCCUCCUCCCGGGCCGGGCGCCGCGGCCCCGGCAUGAGGAGCGGGCGAUGAUCCCCGCCAACGCCUCCGCCAGGAAGGGGCCCGAGGGCAAGUACCCGCUGCACUACCUCGUGUGGCACAACCGCCACCGCGAGCUGGAGAAAGAGGUCCGCGCCGGCCAGGUGGACAUCGAGCAGCUGGAUCCCCGUGGGCGGACUCCCCUGCACUUGGCCACCACCCUGGGGCACCUCGAGUGUGCCCGCGUGCUCCUGGCACACGGCGCAGAUGUGGGCAGGGAGAAUCGCAGCGGCUGGACAGUGCUUCAGGAAGCUGUGAGUACCCGGGACCUGGAGCUGGUGCAGCUGGUGCUGCGGUACCGGGACUACCAGCGGGUGGUGAAGCGGCUGGCAGGCAUCCCUGUGCUCCUGGAGAAGCUGCGCAAGGCCCAGGACUUCUACGUGGAGAUGAAAUGGGAGUUCACUAGCUGGGUGCCCCUGGUGUCCAAGAUCUGCCCCAGUGACACCUACAAAGUGUGGAAGAGUGGGCAGAACCUUCGGGUAGACACCACACUUCUGGGCUUUGACCACAUGACGUGGCAGCGAGGGAACCGCAGCUUUGUCUUCAGGGGCCAAGACACGAGCGCCGUGGUCAUGGAGAUUGACCACGACCGCCGGGUGGUGUACACAGAGACCCUGGCUCUGGCUGGGCAGGACCGUGAGCUACUGCUGGCUGCUGCCCAGCCCACCGAGGAGCAGGUGCUGAGCCGGCUCACCGCACCCGUCGUCACCACGCAGCUCGACACCAAGAACAUCUCCUUUGAGAGGAACAAGACCGGCAUCCUGGGCUGGCGCAGCGAGAAGACCGAGAUGGUGAAUGGGUAUGAAGCCAAGGUAUAUGGGGCAUCCAAUGUGGAGCUCAUCACCCGGACACGGACAGAGCAUCUUUCAGAACAGCACAAGGGCAAGGUCAAAGGCUGUAAGACACCUCUGCAGUCCUUCCUGGGAAUUGCUGAGCAGCAUGGGGGCCCCCAAAAUGGGACCCUGAUCACUCAGACUCUGAGCCAAGCCAACCCCACUGCCAUCACCGCAGAAGAGUACUUCAAUCCCAACUUUGAGCUCGGCAACCGUGACAUGGGCCGACCCAUGGAACUGACCACCAAGACACAGAAGUUCAAGGCCAAGCUGUGGCUGUGUGAGGAGCAUCCCCUGUCCCUGUGUGAGCAGGUGGCCCCCAUCAUUGACCUCAUGGCCGUCAGCAAUGCACUUUUUGCCAAGCUCCGGGAUUUCAUUACCCUGCGCCUGCCUCCAGGAUUCCCUGUCAAGAUUGAAAUCCCGAUUUUCCACAUCCUCAACGCCCGUAUCACCUUCGGGAACCUCAAUGGCUGCGAUGAGCCGGUGCCGUUGGUGCGAGGCAGCCCCAGCAGCGAGACCCCUUCCCCAGGCAGUGACUCCUCCAGUGUCAGCAGCUCCAGUUCCACGACCUCGUGCCGCGGCUGCGAGAUCUCCCCCGCGUUGUUCGAGGCCCCACGCGGCUACAGUGUGCUGGGCGGCCAGCGAGAGGCCGCCACCCGCGACGACGAUGACGACCUGCUGCAGUUCGCCAUCCAGCAGAGCCUGCUUGAGGCGGGCAGUGAGUAUGACCAGGUCACCAUCUGGGAGGCGCUAACCAACAGCAAACCGGGCACUCACCCCAUGUCCUACGAGGGCCGCCGACAGGACAGGAGCGCUCCGCCCACGCCGCAGCGCCAGUCCACAACCCCCGCGGGCCUGGCGUCGGUCCCCAGCCCUCGGCCGAGCCCGCGCCCAGGCCAAGGCGGCCACGUGUUCCGGAGCUACGAUGAGCAGCUGCGGCUGGCCAUGGAGCUGUCUGCGCAGGAGCAGGAGGAGCGGCGGCGGCGCGCGCGCCAGGAGGAGGAGGAGCUGGAGCGCAUCCUGCGGCUCUCUUUGACUGAGCAGUAGCGCCCACGGCCGGGCCCCUUGGCCACGCCCCGCGGGACCCGCCCCGGAGCGAGAGUCGCCCCUCCUGCGCGCUCUCCGAGCUGAGUCCGCAGACCCGAACCGCCGCCUCGGGGGCGUAGCGGCGCACCCGGCACCAGAUGGGGAGGGGUUCGGCCCGGCCGUGGGGUACCUUCCUGGAGGCAGCUGGCACGGCUCCCCUGCUUUGCUGUAUCCUGACCCCACCCCACUCCCCCGGGCUCGGACCGGUCCAAGGGCGGAGCCAGGCCGUUUGAGGGGGAGACGGUCCUUAGAGGAGCACUGUCUCCAUCCCUUGCUCCUUCUGGCCGGUCCUCCUUUCUGCUCACUGACCCCACUCCAGGACACUGCCCGUGAAGCCUUUGCAUCUCCGCUCUUCACCCCUGGGGGGCAGCUGAGCUCCCCACGUGCUGUGUGGCUGCUUCGUCCUAGACACAAACCAGCACGUCAAGGGCCCAGCUCCUCCCCCACCCCGGCAUUUCAGCGUCAAGUGCACUUAGCGGGGUGCCCGGCUCCCCCAGCCCCCACACCCCUCCCGGGUCUCAGGGUGGUCCCAGCUUCUCUUUGGGUGACCAGAGGUUGGAGUCCCCAUCCCCAAGGCACGUUUUUGUGAUCAGGGAGGGUGCCCAAGGUGGCCCCAAGUCUGGGCAAGGCCUGGCUCCCUCGUGGUGUCUUGGCGAAUGGGGAGGCAUAGUGGGCGUGGGGCAAACACCAGACUGGACACAGGGGUCGCCCAGGGCCCUGGCACCACCAUCCACCCCUUCCCACCAGCUGCUGCUAGCCCUCUGUGGUUGUGCAUCCUACUUUCCCUCCACCCAGGGGCUGACUCCGAAACCCUUCAUCCAAUGGUGCUAACCCCCGGCUCUCCCCUGCCCCACCCCACCACCCAGAGAAGCACAGACCCCGCCAGGGGCAGGGGCCCACUGCACACCCUUGUCUGGGUUCUCUCGGACUGGCCUUCCUGGCUCAGCCAGUGAGGCUUGGAAGGGACACGAAAGCGAUGGAAGAAAACAACAAAGGGAAGCUGUUCCUCUCACCCUCUUCCCUGAUGCCAGGGGCACCAGACUGAUUCUGAGGCACAAAUAAAAGAGGCUUCAAACCCGA